This is a messenger RNA of Ustilaginoidea virens, 1395 nucleotides long. RefSeq lists its product as uncharacterized. Gene Ontology annotation, molecular function: zinc ion binding; DNA-binding transcription factor activity, RNA polymerase II-specific. Bases 1 to 1395 code for a protein of 464 amino acids. The transcript is spliced from 2 exons. Lineage: Eukaryota; Fungi; Ascomycota; Sordariomycetes; Hypocreales; Clavicipitaceae. The record is from RefSeq and is a predicted model, not a curated record. Gene Ontology annotation, biological process: regulation of DNA-templated transcription.
AUGGCAGACGAGCUUUAUCGUCAGGAUCAUCCUCAGCGCAACCUUCCCGAGGAUCACUCAGCUCGCCCUUACCCCCCCCCCACAGCAGACGACCAGCACCGCUCAGCGUCGGAAUCAUCAAAAGUCAGCAGCAUGGCUACCUCUGUCACUCUUCCUUCCAUCCACGAUGCCCGAGCUGGCGGCUACGCGCCCCAUGCGAAUCCCACCGGUGGUCGCACUUUCGGACAUCACCACCCUCGUUUUGCUUCUCCCAACCCCACGAAUGGGUUUCCGCCACCACCUGGCGGGCAACAACCUCCGUCAGCCUACCUACCACCAAUGCAGUCGCCGUCAGAUCCGCGAGGUGCCGUGUACCCUGCCCAGGACCACCGAGGCUCCUACUUUGAGGACCGAAGAGCCCCCCCGGCUCUCCAGGAGGCUGGGUAUGGCCAGGACACUUUCUUCUAUCGAGGACCUUCUGGCGGACAGCCUACCAAUGGCUUUACACGACCCCAUGCUGGCGCGUACGCGUCCGAGUACGCUCAAACAGGAAACGCGCCAUCUGCACUGUCCCAAGCUGCUCCCCGGCAGCGUACUUCCAUCGCCUGCAGAUAUUGCAGGAAGCGCAAGAUUCGAUGCAGUGGGUACCAGAGUGCCCCUGGAGGCAAAUGCCAAAAUUGCGCUCGCAUGAAUCAAGAAUGCAUCUUUCAACCUGUCUCUUCUUCGAGUUCAACGGCCUUUAUUCCCGUCUCCGCAGUUCCUGGUGGCGUACCCCCCGGCACGCAACUUUUCGGAGCUUACGGUCAGCCUUUGGCACCCAACUCUGUUCAAGCUUCCCAUCACUAUUCACAAGGAGCCGGUCCUCCACCUCCCAUCUCAGCAGCCGGUCCAAACUACUAUCAGCCGAUGCAGUCUCCGACCGAGCCGUACUCUCCUUAUGCAGGAGAGGCUAGAGCAGCAGAUGAUCAGGUAGCAGGAAGACGCCGCCGCCGAACGCCCGAAGAGCAGGAGGAGGGUUACCGCCUCCCUCCUCCACGAAACGCCAUGCCGGAUGAUGAUCCGCGCCGGAGAUCCCCUGCAGAGGCUUCCAACAACGGUAGUCCGGCCACGGUUACGCAUCACCUUCCUUUCCACGGCGCUGGUUCGAGACACAGCCCACGAAAUUCAUCCUUGGUCCAGCUACCCACAACGAGCGCGAGUCAGGUCCCAGCAGCAGUGGGGGGCCGGUCCCCCAUGGGGCAGAACGGUUCCAGCGGGACCUCGACCCCGUCCCAAGUCCAGAGACCCGGUCCAGGGGGGACAUCGGUGAUGAGCUUGAGCAAUCUUGUUGACAAGUCGGACAUAGACAAGGGCAUGAUUGAUCGACUCAACAGACCUAGAGACGUCAAGGGAUCGCCUCCGAGGGGUUCACGUUGA